CGCUCAGCCCACCGCCACAUCGAUAGGCACGAGGUUCCCCGUCACGUUUAUAAGCCGUCCCCAAAAGCCUCUCCACCCACUCCCGCAGGGCGGGUACAUCUGUGCACACAGGGGGACCUGGACACUGGAUGGCUGCCGAGCAGAAUCCCAGCCAUCCCAAGAGGCCCCCCCUUGGACAGGGAUCUGCCUGGGGUUCCCACCAUCUGCACGGAAGCUUCUGGAAACAGCACCCCUCUCUCCGCCACCCCCCAGCGCUGUGUGCGCGGCCGUUGGGAGCCAUGAGGUGGUGGGUGGCGCUGCUGGCGCUGUGGCCGGCGCUGGGCACCACGGACGGGAAGCGGCCUGUCUUCCCGAGCAUCGCGGACAAGGCCUUCAUAGAGGAGUGCGUGCGCAGCCACAACGACUACCGCGCCAAGGUGGCGCCGCCCGCCAGCAACAUGCGCUACAUGACUUGGGAUGCAGCCUUGGCAAGGACUGCCAGAGCAUGGGCUCAUAAAUGCCGUUUUGAACAUAAUGUUUACUUAGAAAAGAAAUACCAGUGCCAUCCUAAUUUUACAACUCUUGGAGAGAAUAUUUGGGUUGGAAGUCAUCAUAUAUUCACUCCCACUGGUGCCGUUAGAUCAUGGUAUAAUGAGGUCAAUUUCUACACUUUUGAGACGCGCAAAUGUACAAAGAUAUGCGGUCAUUACACUCAGGUUGUUUGGGACAAUUCCUAUAAAGUAGGCUGUGCUGUUGUUUUUUGUAACAAAGCUGGAGGAAUAAAGAAUGCAGCACUUUUUGUCUGUGACUAUGCGCCAGGUGGUAAUUUUCCAAGAAGGCCUUAUACAAAAGGAGCACCGUGCAGUAAGUGCGCAAAAGAGGACACCUGUGAAAAUAAAUUGUGUAGAAAUCCUCAACGUGAUAAAAUUAUCCAUUAUCCGAGAUGGCAUCCCCCGUGGGAGUUCAGGAUUGUAUGUGAUGAGGCUUGUAUUGCAGUUGCAGUUGUGAGACCGUCAGUGAUGUUUCUUGCUUUUAUAGCUGCUUAUUUUAUAAAAAAGCGCUUUGUAAACAUGCAUAUGUCCACGUAACUCCAUUUGAAAUACAUACUAUCUCCUCAGUAAAAUCUUUAGUGAAUUGAGCAAACAAGUCGUACUAACAUGGCUUUAAAGACAACUUUCUUUGACAAUAAUUUGCUGCUUCUUAGAACAUGAUAACAAGCUAUGAAAAUAUUUGUGGGAAAAAGUCUCCCUGGGAAAAUUUAAGAUGGCAUCUAGUAAGAUUUGGAACAGUAUCAAAUUUACGAAAAAUGUGUCUUAUUUUACUUAUAGAAUUCAAAGAGAAAAAUAUAUGUCAAUUAAACAGUUUUUAGACUUCACGCUAAGCUAAUAUUUAAAGUGGCCAUUGCUUAAUUUAGACACAAAAAAAAGUAUCAUACUAU
Molecule: messenger RNA, 1417 nt
Organism: Nothoprocta perdicaria
Lineage: Eukaryota; Metazoa; Chordata; Aves; Tinamiformes; Tinamidae
Product: GLIPR1-like protein 1
Exons: 6
Coding region: 129-1067 (312 amino acids)
Cellular component (GO): extracellular region
Source: RefSeq, a predicted model, not a curated record